AUGGCUGGCCCUUUCCCACUCGUCACGCGAGGCUACGGACCAAAUGUGACAUACAUCUUCGAAUACUCAAGGGGCUUGAGUGGUGUGAAUGUUCCCCUGGAUGUGCUGAUUGCCCGUAUCAUCUAUUCCUCGAUCAUCAUCCUAGCUGUCUUCAUCUUCUGCGGCCGGAUCGCCCAAAUCAGCCAUGCCUAUCUUCGUCUCAUCACCGCAUACUCCUCCAAUCAACGGCAACAAACAUACUGGAGUCGAGAGCAAUCAACAUGGUGGCCCUGGCUGAAGAAACAAUUCCUGUAUGCUCCUCUGGGAAAGAAGAGACACAACAGAGAGGUUCAGCUUUCCUCCGCUGUCGGCAUAGGCACCUUGCCUUCCCGUUUUCAGACCAUCUUGAUCUCCUUGUAUCUGGCAAGUCAGGUCGUGUACUGUUUAUUCCUUGAUUACAAGAUAAAUGAAAAGCAAGCCCUGAUUGCGGAAUUAAGAGGACGCUCUGGGACCCUGGCGGUCUUUAACAUGGUGCCCCUCUUUCUUAUGGCGUCUCGCAACAAUCCUUUGAUAUCCAUCCUGCACAUUAGCUUUGACACAUUUAAUCUGCUUCACCGCUGGCUGGGACGCAUCGUGGUCGCCGAGACAAUCACCCACACUGCAGCAUGGGCUGUCAACGCUUGCGCCGAGCAGGAUUUUACCGAUAUGCUCGCGCGCAUAAGGGACACUCCUUUCUUCGGCUGGGGAUUACUUGGAACAUGCGCCAUGGUUUGCCUUGGUCUGCACUCUCCUUCCCCAAUCCGCCAUGCUUUUUACGAGAUCUUCCUGCAUCUGCAUCAGCUCUUUGCCCUGCUAGCAUUCACCGGCGUCUAUCUCCACUUGAAACUAGACUCUCUGCCACAAAAGCCAUGGAUUGAUGCCGUCGCCGUGAUCUGGAUCACCGAGCGCAGCAUAAGACUCCUACGCCUUGCCUAUCUCAACCUCUCUCCCAAAUACGGCAGCACUCGCAUGACCGUCAAAGCCCUUCCAGGCGAAGCCUGCCGAGUUACCUUCCACCUUCCAAAGCGUGUGAACAUCGAACCCGGCUCCCACGUCUACGCCUACAUCCCCUGCGUAUCCUGGUGGAUGUCCCACCCCUUCUCCAUCGCAUGGGCUGAACCCCGAAACGAAAGCACGUACCCAGACUACAAUAACCCCCCUCUCUCCCCCUCUUCCAUCGAAAAGCAAUGCUUCGACCUCACCCUCGAACCCCACCGCCCCCAAAAAACAGAAGUCUCCCUCAUAAUCAGCGCCCGUCAAGGCAUGACCCGAGCCCUCUAUAACCUCGCCCGCUCCAAACCGAAUCAAACCCUCCACAGCUCUGGCUUCAUCGAAGGUCCUUACGGCUCACACCCCGCCAACGCCGCCAGCUACGGUACGGCGAUCCUCUUCUCCGCUGGCGCGGGAAUAACACACCAUCUUCUCUAUACCCGCGAUCUACUCCUUCGCUCCGCUUCCGAAACAGCAGCAACCCGCCGCAUCUAUCUCAUAUGGUCCGUUCGCUCCACGGAUCAUCUAGCAUGGGUGAGCAAAUGGAUGGACCAGAUCUUGAAACUGCCCAUGCGCCGCGACAUCCUCGUCAUCAAGCUCUUUGUGUCGAAACCGCGGCGCGCGGGAGAUAUCGUCUCACCUUCGAAGACUGUGCAGAUGUUUUCCGGUCGGUGUAGGCCUGAUGUUGUGUUAGAUGAAAUAAUGCCGAAGAGAGUAGGUGCGGCGCUAGUCUCUGUCUGUGGGCCUGGUGCUUUUGCGGAUGAAGUCAGAAUGGCUGCUAGAGAGAGGAUUGGGAAGGGGGCUGUGGUUGAUUUUGUGGAAGAGGCUUUCACGUGGUAG
This is a messenger RNA of Penicillium odoratum, 1848 nucleotides long. Its product is annotated as ferric reductase family protein. Lineage: Eukaryota; Fungi; Ascomycota; Eurotiomycetes; Eurotiales; Aspergillaceae. Gene Ontology annotation, biological process: iron ion transport; copper ion import; intracellular iron ion homeostasis. The transcript has a single exon. Gene Ontology annotation, cellular component: plasma membrane. Gene Ontology annotation, molecular function: ferric-chelate reductase activity. The record is from RefSeq and is a predicted model, not a curated record. The coding region runs from base 1 to 1848 and encodes 615 amino acids.